Messenger RNA from Porites lobata, 8184 nucleotides. The record is from the annotation of a GenBank genome assembly. Lineage: Eukaryota; Metazoa; Cnidaria; Anthozoa; Scleractinia; Poritidae.
CAUGCGCAAGAUAUUCCUAAACCCCGAAUAACAGAGCAGGACCGCCCAAAACAAGGUGGCACCAACUCAAAGGCGCAUCAGCACAAAGCAAGCGCGCAUUACGAGAUGCCAUCCUCAGGCCUUCGUUGGACUGUGUACCAUCUCAGGACUGGGGACCAAAACGAAAACAAAAAACGUUACAAGAAAAGAAAGAAAAGAGCCGCACCUCAGCAAAUUGACGACGAUAGGGAGGAGCCUGUUACUGAUGAGGACGAUGGAGAAAAACAGUCAAGAUCUUCUGUCAAUUUUGCAUUGGUUGGUGCUGGUAUAGUGGUGUUCCUGUUCAUAUUUGCUGGACUGGCUUGUCUGUGGUAUGUUGCUUUGAUUUUCCAAUGAAAGAGACUUUCCUCGUUUGUGUGAUCGAUAUAAUCUUAGGUUCUUUAUGAAGUUUACUUAGUCGUGGCUGAAUUGCCAAUGUUUAAUAAGAAUGUUUUAAGACAGGAACCGAUGAUAGUUGACACUGUUUAGUGAUUGCUUUUCAGAAACUCACCAUGAACUUAUAACUAAUUUUUUUUACAUUCCGUUUACAUAAAGGUAGAGCCGACUAUAAAUUGGCAAGCCUUGCAAACAACAAGAAAGCAAAUCAUGUAGCUAGUAGUUUUGUUUAACACGUCUUCAUUGGCGGACAUAUUACUAGGUUUGCGUUACGAUAAACUAACUUGUAUAUCGAGGAUCGUACGUACUUUUUAUGCUCCAGCAGGAUUUGUAAUACCUUUCCGCCCCAAUUCCUUCACAAGAUGUUAUUUCCGAGUGAUAGAUAUUGAGUCACGGAACUUUUGUCAGUUAAAGCUGUUUUACAUAAAUUAAAAGCCGUCUAAAAAAGUAAACAUCUAUCAGAGUUUUGAGUUAAUAUUGGUUGCAAAAAGAAAAAAAUAUAUGUGAAACUAUAUUUUUUUUCUUUUUCACAACUAAUAUUAACUCAAAACUCUGAUAGAUACAUACUUUUUUAGACGGCUUUUAUGAAUAGAAUAUUUUAUUAGGUAUUAACCUUUGAUAAAAUAUUCUAGUUUAAAACUAUAGUAAGGAAUCAAAGAAGCUGGGGAAGCAAGCAGUGCCAAUUCAGAUUUAAAUAAGUUCAUUGAGACUUGCAUUCACGCAAAUUCACGAGUAAUUUUUUUUCCAAACGAAAUUCGCCCAUAUAGCCAAAACGUUUUUUGGUUUUGGUAAGAAGCAGUUGAAAUCUACAAGAAGAGCCCCUUGUAUCAUAGGUGGACCCCAUUUUCAAACAUUUUUGUUAUAAUUGCUCAGGUUCCAUAUUGUUGUACACCUUGAACAUUUCUAUCUAUUUAAUUCUGCGUAUAGUGAGCUCGUCCCAUCCAAGCUCUUGGAGCAGGGGGCAGAUAGAAUCAUAACUGAGAAAGGUUAUGAUCCUAGCUACGCGGUUUUGUAGUUUUUGAAGCUUCAGAGAAAAUUCUGAAUCUAGCCCCUCCCAAACAACGCUGUAAUAGUCAAGGUACGGUCGGAUAACUUGAGAGUUAUACUUUGUUUCGAGGGUCGACGGAGGAACAAAUUGUCUCGCACACUUAAGCGCUCCGAUUGCGCUGAUUAAUUCUCUAUAUGUGGUGCCCAUGUAAGCACCUCGUCAAAGCAACAUGUAGACUAACGGAUUUGGUAGAUCUUGCUUUACAGAAAUCGGUGGAUGUUUGAUUCUUUCUAGUCUCACUGUCCACUCAAUCAGUUUGUUAGAAGUCUUUCGGCUGCUCUCCUGCCCCUCACCACCGUUCACAAUUAUAGCACUUUUGCUCUUUAAUUUCACUUGCAGGAGAACGUGUAAGAAAAGAUGCUUACGGAGAAAACACCCUGACCUGACUAGCUCCAGCGAGCGGCUUAGCCAGGAAGAGAAAAUAAACUGCGGGACGCGGACAUCAAGGGACUCUGAUAGUCAUCAACCCAAACCAAAUCCGUCAUCUUACCAACUUGCAGCCACACACUUUGAUGCCCAAUCACCGUGGACCGUAACAGACACUCCCUCUUUGAUGGCAGUUUCUCCUAUGGAAAACACUUACGUGGUGGUCGAUAUUCCUGACUCAAAUCUAGCUUCUGAAAGACAUACUGCUUGCUCCAUUGUUGAUCUCUCUGAAUCCAGUCCAGUUUGUGUGGUUGUUGAUGCUCCUCAAGCCGACUCCCACGAGGUUGUUAAUGUACCUGACAUGAGCUCUCCGGACACCUCUUUUACCUGUUCUUCCUUAUCUAAUGUGUUUUCGUGGUUUCCUUCAUCAUCUUUGACGUCCGUUUCCUCACUUGAUAUAACUUCAGCAGAACCGGAAGCCUCAUCUCUGUUUCCAGAACCUGUAGUCCAGUGCUCCUCACUAACACCUAUUUCUAGAAAAACCCUAAAGGCAGAAACUGAACUCAACGACGACCAAAUAAUCUCGUCAACCGUUGAACCGGAAAUAGUUAUCGAUGUGCUACCAUCUGAGCCUCCGAUUCCACUGACCAUCGAACCAGAGUCGUCUUUACCCUCGGUGGAAAAACAGGCACUCCUGGAAUCAUGUCUCUUGAUUCAUCCGGCCUCGCCCAAGCAAUCAUCCCUCUUCAGUUUAUCUGCUUCCACCUCUGACGAAGCAACACGAAUACUUGCCUUGGAAACAGAAAAUGUUGACUCAUCCCAACUCUCUUGCAAAACUCCUCUGGCAGUGACAGGUGAUGUAAUGUUGACUAUUCAAGACGAAGGUGAAGUCUUUCUUCGCGCAUGCAAGACAUCAGGAGCUGAAACUACAAUGAUGACCCGGAAUAGUGAGAAUGAAAAACACGUUAUACGGAACGUGGAAAGUCGCAGUCCUGCAAGUGACAUAUCUGGCGUGUCUACAAAAACCUUUGUGGAAGAUUCCGAUGUGAAAGGUAAUGUUAAGGAUAGUUGUGCAGCAAAGGCUGAAAACGGCAAUGAUGUCUUGACAUUGAUUAAAAAAGUUGUUGUUAUUGACACUUCAGGAGCGACAGGUUUGGCUGAAAAUCCUGAGAUUGAAAAGGAGAGUGAAAUCUAUGACGUCACCAUCCAGGAAAAGGAUGACGUCAUGGUAAUUGGAAACGGCACAAUCGAGUUUUCUGGCCUGACGUGCGGCAAUAAAGAAUUUCUAACGAUGACCGGUGGUGAGUCUUUUAACCCUAAUGUCUAACUUCAUACUCUCAUUUGUUGUCUUUAUCACAUUUUCAAUAGAAGAAGUGGAGACAAUUUGUUGAUUCAGAAAUAUCAAGUCGAUUCACUUUCUCUGAUCAUGUUGUCAAAUCUCAUGAUCAUUGAUAUUGUAAGGAGAAAUUUCAAGCUGAUCACUCUUAGGGUUUAAAGUAUUAAUGGUCAAAUUUCUUUUUCUAGUAAAAAUACAUGACAUUUACACACAAAAAAAUCUGCACUUAAAUCGGUAGCGAGGGCGACCUUUGUUCUUUCUUUUGCGUCUCUUGAAAUGGAAACGAGGUUGUCUCACGCUGUAAUCACUUUCCUUGUCAGAAAGGAACUUAACCAAUAUUAGUGUGUUUAACGGCGUGCGGAAUGAAGGCAACAAUAAUAUUCGCAGUUUUACCUGAUACAAGCUUUCAGCUAUUUCAACAUCGCUCUAGGGACGAAGUCUAGGUAUUCUGAACCUGGGGCGAGCGAGAAAAUGAACCGCGUGAAGACUGAAAAGAGAAGCUUCUUCCGUUUCUUAUUAUUGAUUCGCGGGUUUACUUACUGUUACCAAAAAUUCAGAUUCGCUCAUUUUGUUGUUCCACUCAAAUUUUUAUCCUCUUCAAUCUUUUAGGAACUCCUUCAACAGUUGCUCGGUCCUUGGAAGAAAACGGCACUGCGGAAGCGAAUAGUUCUUUAUCUGCUUCAGAUAGCGAAAGUACAGCGAAAUUGAUGGUGGGUAUUUAUUCAAGAAAUCAUUUAUUCUUUCUUUAAUGCCAAUAACAUAAAUUUCAAUAAAAAAAUAAUCGAAAUUUUUUUUAAUCGACGCGAGCUUCUUUAAAAAGUAGGGUCCUACAGUUUUAAGCUUUAUUUUCUCAAAAACAUUAACCAGUAAUGAAAUAGGAUAUAAAUAUUAUUAAACAUUGUACUAUCUAUCUAUCAGUCUCAUUGGCUAAUAGACUUUCAAAAGAGUCCUUCGUCGGAUUUCAAAUGGCGCGGGACGAAGCACUUUUCAUACUUGAUUGGCGCCAAUUUUAUCGACCCAAAAACGGCUCGCUCCGCUCGUCAAGAGGUCGACUUGUAGCAAGUCUAAUUGGCUAAGAGCCUACAGCUAUUUUGGUAAUCAGCGCAACUUACAGAUAACUUAGUUACCUGCUAGAUAACUGACUAAUUUGUAAGUUUCGCGUACAAUGUAUGAUUUCCAAUAACAGUAUCAUGCCAUUCAGGUUCCUAAUGCGACGGUAUGUUUAUCGUUAUUUUUUUCAAAACAAUUUAUAACAAAACAAUUAUAAGAUUCAGGUUUUUUGAUAUCCGGAAUAAUCAAGUGUUAUAAGAAUCGGCCUUCGGCUCGGCGGAUAAAAACUGUUGAAAAAUAAAUCUGAUCGAUGAAGAUACAACCAGAAACUAAUUGCCAUGUAGAAAUAAUAAAUAGCAAACGGCAAGUAUAAAUCAAAGGGAAAAGUUGGCCACGUGGCACAAUUGCAGGUUUGUCGUUUGCCUUGAACGCGAUUUUAAACCACUCUAUUAUUUCCUAAUGUCACUCAUCACCAAUUGAUUAGCUAUAAUAUUUCUAUCUUUAAUGGGUUUUAGGAUCGUCCCGAUGCAGAAGUUUAUGAAGUAAAACAAGAUCCUUGGGAAGCUGACUUACGGUCAUCGACAAAUAUUGCCGGAAAGGAGAAUGAAAGGAGAGAAAAGGAGAUCACGUCCUCGGUUACUGGUACUGGCGAAAAGAAACCACAAGUAGGAGAAUCUUCUAAGGAAAGUGGAAAGGAUGAGAAGAGAAGAAGUGAUCAACGAAGACUGCGUAACAAGGUUAGUGAUUUUGUUAACCAGAAACAACUAAUUCCCAUGUAGAAAUAAUAAAUAGCAAACACCAAGUAUAUAUCCAAUGGCAAAGUUGGUGACGUGGUACAAUUUCACGUUUGCUGUAAACGCGAUUUUAAACCUCUCUAUUAUUUUAAAAACUUCACUCGCCACCAGUUGAUUAGAUAUACUAUUUCUGUAUUUGGUGGGUUUUAGGAUCGUCCGGAUCGAGCACUGUACCAGCCGCCAAGAAAAGGUCAUUCGGGAGCUGACCCACGAUCAACAGCAAAUUUUGCCGGAAAGGAGAAAGAAAAGAAGGAAAAGGAGAUCACGUCCUCGGUUACUGGUACUGGCGAAAAGAAACCACAAAUAGGAGAAUCUUCUAAGGAAAGUGGAAAGGAUGAAAUGGAAAAUAGUCACUAUCAACGAUUACAACGAGUGCGGAACAAGGUUAGUGAUUUUGUUAGAAAUAGUUAUGGUGAUUCCUGUGAUGAGUCCCUGUCGAGAACCAAUGAGUCCCAGUUUAAAAAACAACGAGUCCAAAGUUCAAAUUGCUUGGACCUUUCAUGUAUCCAGACAGUUUAUCUGAAAGCAGAAUCUAAAACUUUUUGUUAUAUAGACACCGAUGAAAUACCAGGAUUUUUCCAGUCUCGAAAAUUUGGUAUCCGGUGAAGACCCAAUUUUUAUCCUUCACAUGUGAAGAUAUUACGGUUGUCAUGGUUACGUCAGUCUCAGCCCAUAGGAAAAGAGCAUCACAGCAUCUCACCAUCGUUGUCUAUAUAAUAAACAGAAUAUUACAUGCCCGCUUGUGGAUAUGUAUUUUAUCUAGCACUCGUGAGAUAUCAAGUUGAACACGAGAAGAUAAAAUUCGUAUCCACGUGCGGGCAUGUAAUAUCCUCUAUUUCUUUGCCCGACCCUCAACUCCAGAACAGUCCUACCUUUAGAGUUUUGCGUACUCCAUUUCUCCUUCUAUAUCAAUGGAGAACUAACGAAAGGAGACUCUACUCACAGGGUGCCCAAUUUUCUAAAUAACAUCUUUCCACAAGGCUGCAAAACUUAAUUGUAGGGCUCAAGUAGUGCUAAUACGGAGUCACAAGUUAAAUGUUCAACACUCGAAUGAAGAUCACUAGUCGCAUGCAAUUUGUCUGGACUAAGAAAACAGCCGACAUGUCAGGACGUUGUUUCUCCAAGAACUGACGUCUGCGAAACGAGCACAGGAAUUAUAUACCUAUGGCGUGUCACUACUCAGAUUUGGGCGGUGUUUCUGACUGGUCUUGCCGUGUGGGAAAUUCUGACUGGUCUUGCCAAUCGUGGAGAAGUACUACCUAAACCAGGGCAGUGACACGUCACGUGAUAUUAAAGCUGUCUAUUAUUUCCAAAAUUUCACUCGUCCCCAAUUGAUUACAUAUACUAUUUCUGUCUUUGGUGGCCUUUAGGAUCGUCCGGAUCGAGCACUGUACCAGCCGCCAAGAAAAGGUCAUUUGGGAGCUGAACCACGAUCAACGGCAAAUUUUGCCGGAAAGGAGAAAGAAAAGAACGAAAAGGAGAUCACGUCCUCGGUUACUGGUACUGGCGAAAAGAAACCACAAAUAGGAGAAUCUUCUAAGGAAAGUGGAAAAGAUGAAAAGGAAAAUAGUCACUAUCAACGGGUACAACGAGUGCGUAACAAGGUUAGUGAUUUUGUUAGAAAUAGCUAUGGUGAUUCCUGUGAAGCAUGAGUCCCUGUCCAGAACCAAUGAGUCCCAUUUUGAAAAACACCGAGUCCAAAGUUCAAAGUACUUGGACCUUUUAUGUAUCCAGACAGUUAAUCUGAAAGCAGAAACUAAAACUUUUGGUUAUAUAGACACCGAUGAAAUACCAGGAUUUUUUCAGUCACGGAAAUUUGGUAUCCGGUGAAGAUACAAUUUUUAUCCUUCACAUGUGAAGAUAUCACGGUUGUCAUGGCUACUUCGAUUCCGUCUCAGCCCAUAGGAAAAGAGCAUCACAGCAUCUCACCAUCGGUGUCUAUAUAAUAAACAGAAUAUUACAUGCCUGCUUGUAGAUACGAAUUUUAUCUAGCACUCGUGAGAUAUCGAGUUAAACACGAGAAGAUAAAAUUCGUAUCCUUGUGGGUAUGUAAUAUCCGCUAUAUAUAAUUAUUACAAUUUUGAAAAAACGCGCGUGAAUUGUAGAGAUUUAGGGUCACGUUCACGGCAAAAGGCUAGGGGAAAAGGUGAGAUGCAGGUUGAGAACUUUCCAAAUUUAAGAAAUAAACCGUUAAAAAGUGUUCAAAAUACAUCUGUUCGAUCAACAUAAGCAGAAACAACAAAUUCCCAUGUAGAAAUAAUAAACAGCAAACACCAAGCAUAAAUCAAAGGGAAAAGUUGGUCACGCGGUACAAUUUUACGUUUGCCGUAAACGUGAUUUUAAACCUCUCUAUUAUUUCCAAAAUUGCACUCGUCACCAAUUGAUUACAUAUACUGUUUCUGUCUUUGGUGGGUUUUAGGAUCGUCCCGAUCGUGUACUGUACCAGCCGCCAAGAAAAGGUCAUUUGGGAGCUGACCCACGAUCAAAAAGGGACACUAUUGCAUCGGGUACGUUCUUUAGCCGUUCAGUCUCAGAUUGAGUGAUAAGGUCUGGGAUGGUGUGUUUAACUUUAAUUCUGAGUCUGUGGUUAAACGCCUAUGAUGUUACCAUGCAAGUGAAACUUCUUCAGCCGUACUUUCGCAUGUUGCUAUUUAGUUUGUAUGUAGUUCUAACUUUUGUGUUUGUGGAAACACUUCUAUGAUGUUACUAAUCAAAUGAAACCUCUAUAAGCCGUACUUUCAAGUGGGGGAAAAUUAAAGUCUACGACUUUACGUUUGGAAAUCCCCUGAUACGUGAUACACAGAAAGCGUGUUAAAACGAUAGUUUCGGAACUAGCUACGAUUACUCUAUGUUUUUAAUUUUGUUUUGCUAUGAAAAUACAUCACCCUUCCUCAUCUGACUACGACUUAACAAAAAGAUAAUUUACUACCCCAAAAAACCAAGACUACACAAGACUGUUUUACAACUGCAAUAUGCUGUCGUUUCAAUUUUUGCUUUUUCGUUAAUUAUUAUUCUUAGAAAAAGAUAAAAGCAAAGAUGUCAAGACGAAGGAAAAGAAUCGGAAGCCCGAACGCAAUCAGACAAGGAAGACUCGCGAUGAUAAACCACGUGAUAAGGAUCGUUACAGAUAUCGUGACGACUAUAGAGAACGUGACAGAGAUAGAAGUGAUCGUGGC